GGACUAAAUCCUCCAGGGGCGAGGACUUAGGGCGCAUGCGGCAAUCUCUCAGCUCUCGCGAGGUUUCGCCUUCCCGGAAGUACUGGAGGACCUUCCCUGUUAACGGCAUCGCCAUGUGUGGGGACUGUGUGGAGAAGGAAUAUCCCAAUCGGGGUAACAUUUGCCUGGAGAAUGGAUCUUUCUUGCUGAACUUUACUGGCUGUGCAGUGUGUGGUAAGCGGGAUUUUAUGCUGAUCACAAACAAAUCCUUGAAAGAAGAAGAUGGAGAAGAAAUAGUUACCUAUGAUCAUCUGUGUCAGAAUUGUCAUCACGUAGUAGCCAGACAUGAAUAUACAUUCAGUAUCAUGGAUGAAUUUCAGGAGUACACCAUGCUGUGUUUGUUAUGUGGCAAAGCUGAAGAUACUAUCAGCAUUCUCCCUGAUGACCCCCGACAGAUGACUCUGUUAUUCUAAGGACCCUUCUGCAGUUCUGUAGAACUAGGUUGUGUUGGUUACAAUACUGCAAACCUGAUGGUUUGUCUUAGUUUAUAAUGGAAAUUAUUUGCUUAUUUGUUUCUGCUUAGACUUACCUAUUCUUUGAAAGAAAAGAAGUAAUUUGGGGGAUUACUGCUCUCUAGAGCUGAGCUCUUCUGCCAAAGUUCCCAGUUCACAUUGGUGCAGCCAGAAUGAAGCAUCUUUGUUAGUGCUAUGUGGCUAAAAAUAAUUAGAAUGGGAGAACCUAGUGCCCAGAUCUUGGUUCCAGUAAAAGGAAGCAGGGCUCCUUGGAGAAAUGACUUACUCUAGGAUUAGGGCUAUAAAUACCCAAGAUGAGCCUGGAGCAUCUUGCGCCACAAAAAAAAGAAAGUGCUCAGAAAAAAAUCACAAUGGUGGGGGAUGCCCGAAGGACAGAAGAGCCAAGUGAAGGAGCUCCCAGUAACCAAAGCUGGAACAAUUGGAGUGAAAAGUUAAGUAGCAUUGGAUUAUAACCCAAACUGUAAAAUAAAUAUUCAUGAAUCCAUACUGACAUAAAUAAAUGAUUGAAUAAGUAAAUAUAUACAUUACGAUAGCAGAUCUCCCAUGCAAAAGAUUUUCAAAUAAUGUAUGUAGAUAUUCCCCACUCCUUAAGUGUGAGUGUGUGUGUUGACUUCCCUCCAGAGUAUAGUAUUGAAAGGGGACAAACACUAGCCCGGAUCAAGGUGAACAUCAUUGGUGAUCGGCCAUGUGAUAGCAUGAUGUGAUGAGAAUGGCACUUUACCUUUAUAGUAUUCUCCCCCAAACCCAUAACUCCAGUCUCAUCAUUAGAAAAACAUCAAACAAAUCCCAGUUCAGGGACAUUCUACAAAAUACCUGACCAGUGCUCCUCACAACUGUCAGGUCAUCAAAGAUAAGGAAGUCUGAGAAACUGAUUUACUCUAAGUAAGUAAACAACUACUGAAUGUAAUGUCAUAUCCUAAAUGGGAUCUUACACCAGAAAAAGGACAUUUGGGGAAAACUGGGGAAAUCUGAAUAAAGUGUGGACUUUUGUUAAUAUAAAUAGAAUGGUUUCUUUUGCUCCAAAGGAAUCUAAGACUAUCUUAACUUGCAUAGUUGAAAGAACACUGGGUGUUCUAAACUGGCAUUUAGGCCCCUCUGCUAUUUGGUAGCAGCACAACCAUUAAGCAAAGCAUUACUCUAUUUUUUAUUGUCCCCUUUUUAAAAAAAUUGGUCUAAUAAGAAUUGAUAUUAUAUAUCCUGCACAGUAUUAUUGAGAGAUCCAAAUGAAUAAUGAAUGUAAAAUGCUCUGGAAAGCAUAGAAAGAACUAGAUACAAAUGAGAUGGCUUCAGUUAGUUCUCAGUGUGAGACCAAACUUAAAAGGGUUAGGCAUUAGAAACAAAAUUGUUUCCUCUUCAGAUCUAAGAGACUUAGGCAUUCUGGACUAAGGCUUUGCUUGUAAGAAAAAAAGGUGAGCAAAACGAUCAUUAUUGAUACCAGGGUAAAGCUUUGUUAUAUAACAGGGAUAAUAAAGACUGAGGUUUAUUGAGUCCUUACUUUGUGGCAAGGCCUUUUUAAAAAAGCACUGAUUUAAUCCUCAUUCACAGCUCCAUGAGGCAGGUACUAUUAUUAAUCCGAUUUUAGAGCCAAAGAAACUAAGCACAGCAGUUGAGUAGCUCACUCAGGGCCACACAGCUAGUGGUCACCCCCUCUCAGGAGCGCUCAGUACACAUGACGUAGAGGGCCUGGCAAGGUCAGGGAGAGUCUGAGAAUAUCGGUGACCGCCCUCUGAGAAACCGAGGCAUGUCAGACCAGAAUUUAUUAUUUGGAAAAGCUCAGUUAGCUGCGCCUUAGGAAUCAGUUGUUUUAUUCCUGGAAAAUAUUUUCCACUUACUGCAAAUCUAUAUCUGACCUGCUGAGGAAAUCAUUUGGUGAAAUGAAUCCAGAAAGUAGAGAAAGUGCUUCAUUACUUUAAAUAGCACUAAGCCCGUUACAGCCUCUGAAUCGUCCCUUUUUGGGGUUUGAAUGCUUCCAACUUAGUCAUUUGGAGCUCAAGAGUACAAUUUCACAUGCCUCCACUGAUAUCUUCAUCUAUUGCAAGAUGUAUAAUUAUUAUCUAUUUUGAACUAAAUAUACUACAAAAAUUUAAAACAUAAAAUCCUAUCCAUCUAUUUUAUUAUUUUACCAACAUCAUGCUAUGUUUUGUGGUACUUUCUUUUUCAUCUUCUAGAAUUUUUCUCUGGAUCUAAAAGAAUAAAGACCUUUUGAACCCAGUU
Molecule: messenger RNA, 2726 nt
Organism: Myotis brandtii (Brandt's bat)
Lineage: Eukaryota; Metazoa; Chordata; Mammalia; Chiroptera; Vespertilionidae
Gene: CHURC1
Product: churchill domain containing 1
Exons: 4
Coding region: 36-452 (138 amino acids)
Biological process (GO): positive regulation of DNA-templated transcription; multicellular organism development; fibroblast growth factor receptor signaling pathway
Molecular function (GO): zinc ion binding
Source: RefSeq, a predicted model, not a curated record